AUGACCGACCUCCCCGCGCUCGUGCCGUUCCUCCGCGAGAACGCGCGGAGGAACAAGGCGGGGACGGGGACAGGGACGGACCGCGACCGCGACCGCGACCGCGACCGCGGCGGCGGCGGCGCAAUCCCCGCGAACGUCCUCCUGGCGGUGUCGCCGCUCCGAUGGGGCUGCGCGGCUGAUUUCGACGCGCUGCCCGAGCCGCUCAAACGUCCGAACCUCGUCCUCGGCGCGGACCUGUGCUACACCUCCGACGCGUCCGUCGUCGACGCGCUCGUGGCGACGCUCGACAUGGUCAUGCCGCGGGGAGGGGACGGGGACGGGGACGGGGACGGGGACGGGGACGGGGACGGGGACGGGGACGGGGACGGGGACGCCGCCGUCGCGGUGUUCGCGUCGUGCGUGGAACACCGGCCGGACGCGGUGACGCGGUUCGAGGAGGGGUGCGCGACGCGAGGGUUCGAGGUCGCGGUCGUCGACGCGGAGGAGCUCAGGGAAGGGUACGGGGGCGGGGGGGACGGCGGCGGGGGCGCGGAGGCGUUCCGCGUCGUCGAGAGAAUGAUGAGCAUCUCGUCGCGCGCGGGCAUUGUUCGCGCGCGCGCCGGCACGAUGACGGCGCCGGCACCGGAGGGCACCGCGAUGGCUGCCGCGAUGUCCGGCCCGGAGACGACGACGAGCGCGUACGACGCGCGGCGCGCGCUGUACGACGCGGCGACGCCGUACGCGGACAAGGCGUCGCUCGCGACGGCGCUCUCCGACGAGGUGCGCGCCGCGGUGACGGAGGCGAUGGAGGCGGGACCGGCGAGCGCGAUCGGCGAGCGCGCGCUGGCGGUCGCGACGCUGCUCGUGGAGUGGUCGAUGGCGACGCUGUCGUACGCGGCGAUCUCCACGAAGGCGGGGAAGAAGGGCGGCGGGAAGGGCGGCGGCGGCGGCGGGAAGGGCGCGAAGAAGGGCGCCCUGGGCGGCGGCGACGCGAACGCGUCUGCCGCGCCGUCGGGCCCGCGCGCGCCGAAAGCGAUCGGCGCGGACCCGCCGCCGCCGAAAGCGCUCGUCGUCGCGAACGCGCAGUGGCGCGCGCUCGCGACGGGGUUAUCGGUGGGGAGGCACGCCCCGAACGCGGCGGCGGUCGCGCACGUCACGCGCGCGGCGGCGACCGCGGCGGCGUCGAUCGCGAGCGACGACGACGACGACGACGACGACGACGACGUGCCAACCUCGUCGAAUCGGAAUACGACGGAGGUCGUCUCCGCGCACACGCUCGCGGACGUCCUGCGCGCGCUCGCGGAGAAGUGCCCGAUGACGUUCUCGCCAUCCGCGGACUACCUCGUCUCGCUCGCGGUGCUGUCGCUGCGAAGCGGCGCGCGCUUCGCGACGCUCGCGGAGAUUUCGCUGCGGUUGUUCGUCGACGCGAGUCGCGACGUCUUCUCGACGACGACGCGCGACCCGCCGAAGAUGACGAUGGACGACGCGGACGCGCUGUUAAACGCCGCGGGGGCGGAGCGCGCGGCGGUCGCGGGGACGGCUGGAAAAGAAAACGCAUGGGAUGUGGACGUUAAAGACGAAGGCGUCGCGUGCGGGGCGGUGCGCGCGUUGCUGUCGCAUCCGGCGCACCUCAACGCCGUCCCCGCCGCGUUCGCGGAGGCGGAGCGGCGGCGGAACGGAACGAGCGGCGUGGUCGCGGCGAACGUGCCCGCGAGAGAGAAAGAGAUUCCGAUUCCGCCGCCCGAGGCGGGCACUGAACCGACGCCGAUGGAGACGGACGACGGAGACGACGACGCGAAGGAGAAGAAGUCAAAGUCGCCGCCGAAAAAGGAAAAGCCGAAACCGCCGGCGUUCCUCGUCGGCGUCGCGUCGCGCAUCCUCUCCGCCGCGGGCGGGGAUCACGACACGAUCGAGGACGCGAACGUCGCGCGGCUGCUGCCGUGGUGCCUGGACGCGUUCGUCGCGCGGCACGCGAAAGUCACGAGAGCGAAGAUGGAGUCGCUCAGGAUGAAAGCGUUGCACUCGAAAACCGCGGCGAAGACGGGGACGUCCGCGGCGUCGGGGUUGCCGACCGCGACGCUGCAGCCCGCGGCGCUGCUGUUCGACGCGCUCUUCGCGGUCUUCUGCGUCGAGGCGCGCGCGGGAGGGGAUGUCGGCAACGGCGGCGGCGACGGCGGCGGAGGCGCGUCGCGGAGAGGAGAAAAACGGAGAGGAAAAAAACCGUCCGCCGCGUCUCCGCCGGGCCCCGGUCCGCGGCUGUUCGUCGCCGCGGACUUGCUCAACGCGUACGACGCGCUCGGUCUGUUCUCACCGGCGUCGUCGUCGUACGCGACCGGCCCGGCGCCGGACCGUCCGACCGCGCGAGAUCGCUUGAAGGCGUUCGCGUCGCGCGUCGCCGCGACGGCGACGCGCGACUGGCGCGGCGCCGCGUCCGCGUCGCUCGCGAUCAUGGACCGCGACUUCCGGCUCCUAGAGGAACACUCCACGGAGAUCAUCGCGGCGAUCGUGGACGGCGGCGGCGCGAGCGCGGGCGCGGGCUCGGACGCGGACGCGGACGCGACGACGCGCGACCGCGACCGCGCGAUCGCGUCGGAAGCGGUCGCGCGGUUCGCGAGAGCGUUCGCGAAGACGCGGCGACUCCCCGAGGCGCUCGGAGCCGUCGGCGGCGCCGUCGCGCGGUUGACCCGCGCGAGGAGCCCUCACAAGGGCGAGGGCGUCCUCGACGCGGAGAUCGUGAUAGAGGCGAUGAAGCACGCGACGAAGAACAUGCCGUCCGGGCAAGUCGCGGAGGUUCUGACCGCGCUGCACGCCGCGAUGUCGCUCGCGCUCGGGUCCUUCGACGCGGCGGCGGCGGCGGCGGCGGGCGGCGGCGAUUUCGGCGGCGGCGGCGCGGCGAGAGUCGCCGCCGCCGAGCGCGUCGCGGCCACGUGCGCGCUCGUCGCGGAGAGUCUCGGCGCGACGCCGAUCCCGCCCGGGGAGAACCUCCUCCCUCCGGUCGCGGACGCGCUCGCAGAGCUCCUCGCCGAGCUCAGAGGGCGUCUGCUUCGAUGGCGCGAGAGCGCGCGAUUAGACGGCGUCAGGGCGUCGAAGAAGCAUAAGAAGAGCCGCGACGACGACGCGACCGACGACCCGAUCGCGGUCGCGACGAACGCCGCCGUCGCGGGCGCGCUUCUGCGCGUGUACACCCCCGCGUACGCGAUCGUGGAAGUCGGCCACGACGGGUGGCCGCUGCAUCAGAAGCACGCGAUCCCGUACCUCGGCGAGGAGACGCCGCCGCUCUCGGAGUUCAUCUCGCCGCUGUUGCGCGCGGAGGAAAACGCGUGCGCCGCGGGAACGCGCGCGGUCUCCGCGCGUUCGACCGCCGCCGCCGCCGCGGGGGCGACGCUGCACCGCAUCGCGCAGCUCGGAAGAGUCGCACGACCGCCCCCCGGGGGACACAGCGACCAGGUCGCGGGCGCGGAGGCGCGGGAGCUCACCGCCGCGUUGCUGCGUUUCAGCGGCGGCGGCGGCUCCGCGGAGGCGUCGCCGGAGACGUCGAGCGUCGCGCGCGAGUUUCUCGACCGGGUCCCGCACUACUGGACGGACUGGGCGACGGAGGAGGCGCUGCGCGAGUGCGAGUGGGUCGUCGAGGGCGGGAUCGACGUGUUCGAGGUGCCGCGUCUGCUCACGGUGUGGACGCGCGAGGCGUGCGCGUGGGUGCUCGACGCGUCCGCGGCGACGCUCGCGGCGGCGGCGGGGGGGGGCGGCGAUUGCGGCGGCGGCGACUUCGCCGCCGCCGUCGUCGACGCCGCCAAGGUGAAACUGCGCCACGGCGGCCCGAUGCACGUGCGUAACCCGCACUCGGACGACGCGGACGUGUCGAAGCUGUUCGACCCCACGGCGACGACGGCGGCGGCGACGGCGUUCUGGAAAGACGCGGCGAGGAACUUUGACGGCGGCGGCGGCGGCGGCGGCGCGGCGUCGGCGUCGAAAAAGAAACCGAAGACGUCCGAGGGCGCGCCGAUGUCGUUGCACGCGUCGCUCCUCGACCUCAAAGCCGCGCUCGAGCGCCUCAGCACGCUCCACGUCAAGUGCACGGUAUGGGUGGACAUCCAUCGCGUGCACGCGACGUGCGCGGCCGCGGACUGCGCGUCGCACGUCGCCGCGGUGUGCUCGUCGCGGUCGCGCGACGACGACGACGACGACGACGUCGUCCUCGACGCCGCGCUCGACGCGUGCGGCGUCGCGAGGGACGUCUUCACGCUGUUCGCGAACCGCGACCGCGGCGGCGUGGGGUCCAAGCUCGCGAAGUCGAUCUGCGUCGCCGCGACGCUCGCGUCCUCGAAGCUCGUGGACGCGACGACGCGCUCGAGGAAGUCGACGGCGGUCGGCCAAAGUUUGAAACGCGCGACGUUCGCGACCGCGCGGUUGCUCCACGCCGGCCUCAUCGUGUCGUCGCACAAGGGGCUGGCGAGGGCGGAGAAGGUCGUCGCGCCCCUCGCGCGCGGGUUGCUGCGCGAGGCGAGGGCGCUGAAGAAGACGAAGCCCGGCGGCGGCGCGAUCGACGCGGGGAUGGUUCCUCGCGCGUUGAGGAUGAAACGAGCCGCGGCGGCGGCGGCGUCGGCGGAGGACGCUUCGAUCCCGCCGGACGUCUCCCCGCGCGGCGUGUUCGCCGCCGCCGUCGCGGAGGCGAUGUUCAUCGCCGCGCUGGACGGCACGAGACCGCCGAAGAAGGAGGAGAACGAGCGCUUCACCGCGGAGGAGCCGGACGAGGAGGCUGGCGUCCAGGCGUCGACGCGAUGGAAAUCGCUCGUCGCGCUCCGCGGCGUCGUCCACGCCGCGUCCAGCGCGCUCGCGCGCGUCUCGGACGUCACCGACCGCCGCGUGAACCCGGAGUCGCACCGCGACUUGAAGAACUACGGCAUCCCGCUCGACGAGCCCCUCCGCGCGCACCCCGUCGGCCUCGCCGGCGAUGGCGUCGUCGAAGCCCUCAGCGGCUGCCUCCGCGCGGUCGCCGCGUCGUGCGCGCUCGCGGCCAUCGUCGUCAAGCACGCGCCGGCGAAGCACGCCGUCGCGCCGUCCGCGGACGCGCUCCGCGAGACGCUCUCCAUCGCGCUCGCGGCGCUGACGCGACCGUGCGGCGCGGACGGGUCGCUGGACGCGUGCUGGGUCUGCGCGCACCCCGGCGCCGCGGCCAAGGCGGCGGACGCGUUGGAAGCCGUCGUCCGCGCGUUGCAAGUCGCGGGGCCGCGGCUCACGGCGAACGCGCACGCGGCGCUCGUCGCGUCCGUCGUCGUCGCGUACGACGUCGCCGCGCGCGGGGACGCGGCGAGGAAGGCGAAGCAGACGCGCGAGGACCCGGGCCGCGGGAACGCGCGGGAGCUGCGCGAGCUCAACGCGCUGCCGGCGCCCGUCGCGGAGUUGCGGCGCGCGCUCGGCGGCGCGAUGACGACGCUCAUGAACGGCGCGGGGAAGCGCCUCGUCGGCCAGGCGUACCGGAUGGCGAACGACAGGAUUCGCGCGUGCGACGCGGUCGCGCGGCGGCUGUACUCGCCGUGGGGGAAACUCGCGGGGUUGUCGCUGGAGGACAGCUCGUUGGGGUGGGAUCUGACCGCGUCGCUCGCGGCGCCGCUGUGGACGAUCGCGACGUGCGUCGAUCACGCCGUCGGCGACGACGGCAGCCGGGCGUCUCGCGCGGCGAUGGAAUCCAGCGGCGAACACUGCCUGAUAUCUCUCAUGGACGUGUGCCGCAUGGGCACGGAAGAGGGGCUCGGGGAGGUGGGCGGGCCCGCGUCCAGGGCGGCGGCGAACGCGGCGAUCGUGAUCCUCACGUCGAUCGUGUCGCGGUCGCGGCUGCCUCUGAGCAAGCGCGCGGUUGCUCGCGCGACGCAGCUGACGCACAUCUGUUUUCACGGGGGGCUGAUGAAGCACCUCGCGUCCGUGCCGACGGUGUUUUCUCCGUGCUGCGCGCUUCUCGUGUCGAUCAUCCGCGCGAGGAAGGCGGAGAUGGCGCGGCAGACGGCGAUGAUAACCGUCGCGUGCCACGCGUUACUCGACGCGUUGAAGGCGUGGAACGCGAUCGAGGAUGAGAAAAACGCGCUCGCGGAGCGGACCAAGACGCCGAGGGACGAGGAAGAGGUCGCGAUCCACGAAGAAGCGAUGCGCCGCGCCGCCAACUCGAUGGCCCCGGUGUACGAAUCCGCGGGCAAAGUCGUCGGCUCGCUGUACGCGAUGCAUCUCCUCGCGGACGCCGUCGCCGCGUGUUGCGGCGGCGGCGCGUGGGGCGGCGACGACGACCGAAAGAGCGGAGACGGUUACGUUCGCGGCAUCGGCGCGGUGGCUGAGAGCGCGCUCAAGCCGGGGAUAUUCGCGCUGUUCGACGCGGUACAGGACAGGGAGUUGCAGCAGCUGUACACCAUGUUCGGGAACGCGAUGGGGGGGGCGUUGCGGUUGAAGUUUAAGGCGCUCAUCGACGAGUACAGGCUCGUGCACAAGUACGACCCGAAGAAAGGAUAG
Micromonas pusilla CCMP1545 is the source of this 6474-nucleotide messenger RNA. RefSeq lists its product as uncharacterized. The coding region runs from base 1 to 6474 and encodes 2157 amino acids. Gene Ontology annotation, biological process: ribosome biogenesis. NCBI's taxonomy places the organism in Eukaryota, Viridiplantae, Chlorophyta, Mamiellophyceae, Mamiellales, Mamiellaceae. The transcript is spliced from 3 exons. The record is from RefSeq and is a predicted model, not a curated record. Gene Ontology annotation, cellular component: nucleolus.